AUGGCAAUUGCACAAGAUGGAAACUCGAACAUACUCCCAAUUGCAUUUGGACUAGUCGAGGGUGAGAACACUGAGUCAUGGAAGUUCUUCCUUACUCACCUUCGCCAACAUGUGACCCCGCAGCCGGGCAUUCUUGUUAUAUCUGACCGCCACAAUGCAAUCAAGGCUGCGUUAGUCGCAGAAGACGGUGGGUGGCUCCCACCGGCCGCCUAUCGUGCAUAUUGUGCCAGGCACAUAGCUGCUAAUUUUGCGCUUAAUUUUAAAUCCAAGGAUGCACGGAAGAUUCUGGUGAACGCAGCCUACGCAAAGUCCAAACAGGAGCAUCAAUAUUACAUGGAUAUCUUGAGGUCCGAAGACCCGGCUAUGGUUGAGUGGUGUAACCGGAUUGGGUUAGGGUUAUGGACCCAAUAUCGGGAUGGUGGGCGUCGGUACGGUCACAUGACAACCAACAUAUCUGAGUGCAUCAAUGCCGUCUUGAAGGGUACACGGAACUUACCGGUGGGGUCACUCGUGAAGUCAACAUAUGGGCGAUUGGCUGAGCUCUUUGUUAGGAAAGGAAAGGAAGCCGAGAUGCAACUCGGGGCAAGGCAGGAAUUUUCGCAGGUGCUUAUGAGGGCGAUUGAGAAGAACCAACAAGCCUCCAGAAACAUGCGGGUUGAGCUAUAUGAUAGAGGGAACACAGAGUUUGUUGUAGACGAGAUUGGUCCGACGGGAGGGAGAAUCGCUCUGACAGCAUGUAGGGUAUCGCUAUCGGCCCGGACAUGUGACUGUGGCUAUUUUCAGGCCCUCCAUUACCCAUGCCGUCAUGUGCUUGCAGCUUGUUCGUAUUGCAGACUGGAUUGGAGGACUUACGUGGAUGACGUGUAUCGCUUGACAACCAUCUUCAAUGUUUAUAAGAUUGGUUUCUCCCCUCCGAUGGCAGAUGACUUGCUUCCCUUGUACGAGGGUCCUCGAGUUACCCCAGACCCCGGCAUGAUGCGAGCGACUGUGGGUCGUCCUAGAGCUACACGGAUAAGAAACAGUAUGGAUGAGCCCGAACCGGACAGGACGAAGAGAUGUGGUAUGUGUAGGGUUCCAGGUCAUACUAGGAGACAGCGUCCCCUGCGCGCAGGUGCAUCCGGUCAUCAUGAAGGGAGCAAUGCGUAG
Arachis duranensis is the source of this 1146-nucleotide messenger RNA. RefSeq lists its product as uncharacterized. The transcript has a single exon. NCBI's taxonomy places the organism in Eukaryota, Viridiplantae, Streptophyta, Magnoliopsida, Fabales, Fabaceae. The coding region runs from base 1 to 1146 and encodes 381 amino acids. Gene Ontology annotation, molecular function: zinc ion binding. The record is from RefSeq and is a predicted model, not a curated record.